GGUGGCGGAGCCCAGCGGCCGGCGCCAUGCCCGCCAAGAAGUCGUUCCGUCGGCGGAGGGAGGACUCGGAAGAGGAGGAGGAGGACGAGCAGGUCGCGGAGGAGGUCAGGUUAAAACUUGAGGAAACCAAAGAAGUUCAGAGCCUCAGAAAGCGACCCAAUGGGGUGAGCGCCGUAGCUCUGCUUGUGGGAGAAAAGUUGCAAGAAGAAGCAACACUUGUGGAUGACCCAUUUAAGAUAAAAUCUGGGGGAAUGGUGGACAUGAAGAAGCUGAAAGAAAGAGGCAAGGACAGGAUCAAUGAAGAGGAAGAUCUAAACUUGGGAACUUCCUUCUCCGCGGAAACCAACAGGCGGGAUGAAGAUGCUGACAUGAUGAAGUACAUUGAGACAGAGCUGAAGAAGAGAAAGGGAAUUGUGGAGAACGAGGAGCAGAAGGUGAAGCUAAAAAAUGCUGAGGACUCUCUGUACGAGCUGCCAGAGAACAUCCGUGUCUCCUCUGCCAAAAAGACUGAGGAGAUGCUGUCCAACCAGAUGCUGAGCGGCAUUCCCGAAGUGGACCUGGGAAUUGACGCAAAAAUCAAAAACAUCAUCUCAACUGAAGAGGCCAAGGCCAAGCUGCUGGCAGAGCAGCAGAACAAAAAGAAAGACAGCGAAACUUCUUUUGUUCCCACCAACAUGGCUGUUAACUACGUCCAGCACAACAGAUUUUAUCAUGAGGAGCUCAAUGCACCAGUGCGAAGGAACAAAGAAGAGCCAAAGCCCCGUCCGCUGCGAGUGGGGGACACGGAGAGGCCAGAACCUGAGCGGUCUCCUCCAAAUCGCAAGCGUCCUCUCAAUGAAAAAGCUACAGAUGAUUAUCACUAUGAGAAAUUCAAGAAGAUGAAUAGGCGAUACUGAUAAGGAUGGACUGAACUCUUUGCAGUUGCUCUUAUUUUCCACCAAUAAAGAAUUUUGUGUCGGUGACCUGAAAC
Molecule: messenger RNA, 970 nt
Organism: Calidris pugnax (ruff)
Lineage: Eukaryota; Metazoa; Chordata; Aves; Charadriiformes; Scolopacidae
Gene: CUNH9orf78
Product: chromosome unknown open reading frame, human C9orf78
Exons: 9
Coding region: 27-896 (289 amino acids)
Biological process (GO): mRNA splicing, via spliceosome
Cellular component (GO): spliceosomal complex
Source: RefSeq, a predicted model, not a curated record